This is a messenger RNA of Cornus florida, 1733 nucleotides long. RefSeq names its product putative fasciclin-like arabinogalactan protein 20. Bases 40 to 1119 code for a protein of 359 amino acids. The record is from RefSeq and is a predicted model, not a curated record. The transcript has a single exon. NCBI's taxonomy places the organism in Eukaryota, Viridiplantae, Streptophyta, Magnoliopsida, Cornales, Cornaceae.
CUCGCUCAAAAACCAGAAGCUUCAGAGAGAGAGAAAAAAAUGGCGAAACUGAAGUUGCUCUUCAUCUCUUUGAUCAUCAUCAUCAUCUUCUUCUCUCGCUUCUCUCUCAUCUCUUCCCUCCCUAUUGACGAAGUCCUCAACGCCACCAGAAUCGUCUCCCGCUCCGGCUUCGUCGCCAUGGCUCUCACCGUCGAGCUCGUCGCGCAAACCCUAAUUUCCAACACUUCAUCCGUCACCAUAUUCUGUCCUCCGGACACUGCAUUCGCUCAAUCAGGCCAGCCUCCUCUCUCUCUCCUCCAAUACCACUUCUCUCCUCACGCUUUCUCCCUCCAAGCCCUCCGUUCGCUACGCUACGGAACACCGAUCCCCACUUUGCUCCCCAAUCGCUCUUUGUUCGUCACCACAUCAGCUUCCGAUGAGCUGAUUUCGUUGAACAACGUCAAGAUCAAUGGAUCGGAGUUGUACGACGACGGAUCAUUGGUCAUUUUCGGACUUGACAACUUCUUCAAUCCGAAUUUCAAUGUUUCAGCACCAAUUCAAAACCCUAGCCCCAAUCUCACAUGCGUAGUAUCAACGAACAAUCCGAGCACUCUGUCCGGUGUUCGUCGAUUCAACGAAGCUUCUGGAACACUGAGAUCCAACGGUUACUCUGUGAUGGCUUCGUUUCUUGACCUGCAAUUGCCGCCGUCUGAUCGUAAUGAGACAACGAUGUUGACUGUGUUUGCUCCCAGAGACGAUGCGAUGAAGGGACACAUCGGUAAUUUCACCGUCUAUCCAUCCCUGUUCUUUCGCCAUGUGCUUCCCUGCAGGGUUUCAAGAACUGGUUUGGAGAGUCUCGAAAAUGGAACGAUGUUGAGGACAUUGUUGGAUGGGUUCGUGGUGAACAUUACUCGAUCCGGUGAUGAAUUGAUGCUGAAUGGAGUUGCAGUGACAGUUCCGGACAUGUAUUACAGCGAUUGGCUUGUCGUUCAUGGCAUUCGUGAUGUUCUGGCUGCGCCGGAGAGGCCAUACCAUGGGGAGCCAGGUUCUUCAUCUGAGCCCAAAAACUACAAUUCGCAUAAUGUUUCCGCGUCGGAUCGUCUCAAGCCUCCGAUCAGUUACCUGUUUUCUGCUCUGUGAUUGAAAAUAAAUGAGGCUAUCUGUUCCCGUGACAGGUGAGAUAUAGAUGGGCAGUUUCUCUAAAACUCUCUCUUUCUAAUCACAUGUCUAAAGCUUUCAAUAAUUCAUUGAUUGAACUUGUGCAUAGUUGUCAAUGACAUUUACGUCUUAGUAGAUAUGGAGUCCUUCUAUGAUUGAAGUGUUGUUGAUGAUGAUGAUGACGACGAUGUAGAUUGGUUAUCUUUUUGGUUACUUCUGAUAUGAUACAGGGAGCUCUGAUCAAAUGUGAUACAUACUAAGCAUGAUUCUAUUGAUUAUUAUACAGGGCAAUUUUCGAUCAAAAAUGAAUUUUUAGGAAUGCAACUUUAAUUAGUAGGUUCAAUUCAACAAUCAAAACUAGUAUAACCUUAUUAUUCAACCUUCCAACUAUAGAAUUACAGUGGUUAUGUUGUACUUUGAAUUUUUUUUUUUUUUGGUCAAGAAUCUGCUAGCAAAUUCGGAUCAAGUAGAGUUUUAAAAACACUUUUAAGGGCAGUAUUAUGCUAAGUGCCAUGAUUUGCUGGCUUGUCUCUAUAUUACUGUAGUGCUGCAAAAGUUUUCUUGGUUCUUGGUAGUGCUCAAGUUGAAAUAUAUUC